This is a messenger RNA of Talpa occidentalis (Iberian mole), 3937 nucleotides long. It is a transcript of the gene HEXA, whose product is annotated as hexosaminidase subunit alpha. The transcript is spliced from 14 exons. NCBI's taxonomy places the organism in Eukaryota, Metazoa, Chordata, Mammalia, Eulipotyphla, Talpidae. Gene Ontology annotation, biological process: glycosaminoglycan metabolic process; carbohydrate metabolic process; ganglioside catabolic process. Gene Ontology annotation, cellular component: membrane. Gene Ontology annotation, molecular function: beta-N-acetylhexosaminidase activity. The record is from RefSeq and is a predicted model, not a curated record. Bases 34 to 1623 code for a protein of 529 amino acids.
CCAGCCGGCUGGCAGGGAGGAGACCGGCGGGCCAUGGCAGCCUCCCCCACGCUUUGGUUUUCGCUGCUGCUGGCGGCAGCGAUCCCUGGGCGAGCCACGGCCAUCUGGCCUUGGCCCCAGUACAUCCAAACCACCAGCUAUCACUACAUCAUUUCCCCGAACCACUUUCAAUUCCAAUACCACAACCAGUCGGCCGCGCAGGUGGGCUGCUCAGUCCUCGACGAAGCCUUCCGACGCUACCGAGUUCUGCUCUUUGGUACCAGGAGUUGGCAACAUCUCCCAUUUGGAAAAAAGCAUGUAAAAGAGAAGUCGUCUUUGAUUAUCUAUGUGGCCACUGCUGAUUGUGAACAACUUCCUUCUUUGGAGUCAGCCGAGAAUUACACCCUGACUAUAAAUGACGAGCAGUGUUCCCUCCUCUCUGAGACUAUCUGGGGAGCCCUCCGAGGUCUGGAGACCUUUAGCCAACUUGUUUGGAGAGCGCCUCAUGGCACGUUCUUUAUCAACAAGACGGAGAUUGAGGACUUUCCCCGCUUUCCCCACCGGGGCUUGUUGUUGGAUACAUCUCGCCAUUACUUGCCCCUGACCAGCAUCCUGGACACUCUGGAUGUCAUGGCCUACAAUAAGCUCAAUGUCUUCCACUGGCAUAUAGUUGAUGACUCCGCCUUCCCAUAUGAGAGCUUCACCUUUCCAGAGCUCACCAGAAAGGGGUCCUACAACCCUCUCACCCACAUCUACACAGCGCAGGAUGUGAAGGAGGUGAUUGAGUAUGCACGACUUCGGGGUAUCCGUGUGUUGGCAGAGUUUGACACUCCUGGUCACACUCAGUCCUGGGGACCAGGCAUCCCAGGAUUAUUGACUCCUUGCUAUGCUGGGUCUCAGCCCUCUGGGACUUUUGGACCCGUGAAUCCCAUUCUCAACAAUACCUAUGAGUUCAUGAACACAUUCUUCUUGGAGAUCAGUUCUGUCUUCCCGGAUUUUUAUCUUCACCUUGGAGGAGAUGAGGUCGACUUCACAUGCUGGAAGUCCAACCCAGAUGUCCACGCCUUUAUGAAGAAGAAAGGCUUUGGUGAUGACUUCAAGCAGCUAGAGUCCUACUACAUACAGAGGCUGCUGGACAUUGUCUCUGCCUAUGGCAAGGGCUACGUGGUGUGGCAGGAAGUGUUUGAUAAUAAAGUCAAGAUUCGACCAGAUACAAUUGUCCAGGUGUGGCGAGAAGAGAUACCAGUGAGCUACCUGAAAGAACUGAAAAUGAUCACCAAGGCAGGCUUCCGGGCCCUCCUCUCUGCCCCCUGGUACCUGAACCGCAUAAGUUAUGGCCCUGACUGGCAGGAGAUCUACAUGGUGGAGCCCCUGGCAUUUGAAGGUACUCCUAAGCAGAAGGAGCUGGUGAUUGGUGGAGAAGCAUGUAUGUGGGGAGAGUAUGUGGACAGCACAAACCUGGUCCCCAGGCUCUGGCCCAGAGGAGGGGCUGUUGCCGAGAGGCUAUGGAGCAACAAGUUUGUGACUGACUUGGACUUUGCCUCUAAACGUUUGACAAACUUCCGUUGUGAGCUGCUGAGGCGAGGUGUCCAGGCCCAGCCCCUGAGUGUAGGCUUCUGUGAAGAGGAGUUUGAACAUACCUGAUCAAGCACCCCCAGGCACCGAGGAGGGUACUGGCCCUAAGACAGUGAUAGCAGGGCCAGGCUUCCACUGCAUCCCGCCCGGGGGAUGGAGCCCCUUGCGCACGUGCCCUGUGCCUGGAGAGAAGGGGGCUGGUGCUGGUGCUGGCGUCCAAUAAAGAGCGAUGUGACACUUUUCUAUAAUGAACAUGGAUUACCUGUGUAAAAAAAAGUGACUGGCCCUGGGAUAGGGGAGCUGCGGGGACUGGCCUUUGCUCCUGAGUGACAGGGCUUAGUAGGGCCCAGCCAGGUUGGGCUCAGUAUGUGCCCCCAAAGGGAAAUUAGGAGUUGAGGUAGGGAAUGAAACCCGCAGUAGCCCUUUGUUGUCCUGCCCAGACUAUGAGGUAUAUGACACCUCCUAUCUCCACACACAGUCCAGACAAACCCCGUCCUCAGCCUGGUCACUCCCCCCAAGGGGUCAGUUAGGCCUCAAAAGGUGUCUCUAUAUGGGAUAAGAGAUUUUAAGGCCCAAAGAAGUUCUGGGACUCAACCUGGUCCCAGCACAGCCCCUCCCCCAUGCAUGCUCACACAUUUCCCUUUCCUAGAGCUUGUCUUCUGCUUUGAGCUGCUUGUCACUUCAAUUUCAUGUGACCAUUAUUUAAAUAUUACUGAAUACAUAUUGUGGUCUUAACACUGUGAUACUUGGUUCCCAGAAACCCUAGUUAAUCCCCCAAAGCGCCAGCAAAUUCCACCCCCUGCUCCCACUUAUUUUCAUAACAAUAACACUUCUCAAAAUUGAUGGCACAGCUGAGACCAUGAGAGGACACCCCUGGGGGAGCAGGAGGUGAACAUGUGGCUCUGGAAGAGGGUCUCUGUACUUGAGAGAGUAUUACCUGGGAGAAUAUAUCUCACCAUGCACCCAGACUGCCCCCUGGUGGGCUCAGAAGUGAACAUGCCCUAGCAUGGCUAUGCAGUAGUGGAGAGCAGCUGUCCUAGAUGAGGAUUUCUUUGAUCAUUAUUUCAGUUCAUUUACCUGGUGCGGGACAGGAAGGACAUUGAGAGGUCUCAGGCAUUUCUUUCAGAAAGUUUCCAGUCUGGUGGAUACAGAAACUUGGGGAAGGCAGGCCUGAGGAGAGAUAGGAAUAAAAUGGGAUUCUUAAACAGCAUCCUUCAGUCCCUUUAUCAUAAUCCUCAGGGAAACUGGUUGAGGGAUGCUAGCUCUGCCUGCUUGAGCUGUUUCUAUAGGGGCAGGGUGGGUGCCUUCUACCUGCAGGAUGCUCUUGAGCACAGGGUUUGCACACAGCCAGAUUAGCUAAAACCAGGGGUCUGGCUUAGAGAGACGUGAGAUAAAACUGCUAUUGCACCCACCAAAGGAGCCCCUUCUUACUUCUUACCCAGAGAAACCUGUGGGAUGGUCUCAAGCAAGGAUCCUGCACACAUGCUGCUAACUCAAAUGCCUGUGCUUGUUUCUUGAUCCGAACUUGUAUGAUUGGGAUAACCUUAUAGGAACAGACACCAAGUUGUCUCAAAUCGAUGAAGAAAAAGACCUUACUUCGUUGAAGCAGUAAGGUUCUGUGCUUUCUUAAUCCUAUUGCGAAUAUUGUCUGAAAUGUUUUACAAAAAAACUGUUGCUGAUCAGGUCCUUCGGGUAGUGUGAUAGGCGGUUCCCCACAUCCACCAUGUUCCUCUGGCUCCCCUGAGCUUGAGGCAUUUACCUGAAGGUCAUCAGACUGCUGACAGGUCAGAGGCAGGAUCUGCACUGACCAUCUAAUGCGCAGAAUCAACACUUCCCCACCCCUUCUCUCUCCCUUCACCUGAGCUGUGACUUCAGCACCCCACCCAGCGCAGGACCAGACUACUUGUGUUCUCUGUCACCACCAGAGGGCAGGGAAGGGCCCAGACUUAUUCCCUGGCACAGAGUUGGGGCUGCUCUGCUAUGAAUUAGCUAGGGAUGCAAAACAGCCCUAAUGGGAAUAAGGGUAAAGGAGUGAAUGGACGCUGGGAGAGAGAGCGGGCAGCUCCCCUCUCCAGCUACUCUUCUCUUGGAAUCUGGUGUUUUCUCGGCACCUCAGUAGGUUAGUAUGGGGAUAGGCCAGCAGAUGAGGAAAGUCCAAUGAUAACAGAAAGGGUGCAAAGGGAUUAUAUAUGGAUAGUGAUUGGAUUUAAUUUAUAUUAAUGUAGAAAUACACACCUGGUAGCAACAUUACCACCACUCUAGAGUUUAGAUUUUCAUAGUUUUUGUCAAUAUCAUUUGUAAGAUUAAUCAAUAAUGCCGUGACAAUGUGCAUCACAUACUUUUUUUCAUAAAGAAGGCAGGAGUUGAGUGCUUUAUUACAAUC